ACACAAGAACAACACGAGAACAACAUUAGUGUUUUGUUAGAGAUUGAUUUGUGGUAGUUUAGCCUUGCGGUGAUUUUGGAUCAUAGAUGGAUAAGAAAACAAGAGAUAAAGAAGCAGGUGGAGCGAGCAGUGAUGAAGACGAAGCUUUCGAAAGCGCAGAUGAAGGAGAGGAAGGCUCCAAAAGUUCGAGACCGUCAUUCGCCACGUCAGCUGGAGAUGAUUCCUCAAAUUCCACGUCGAAAGAACUGGUUGGCAAGAAUGAUACGUCAGAAAAACCUCUGGCUAUUUCAGCGCGCGAUAAGAAUUCGGAAACAACAGAACUAGAUAAGGAGGUCCCUAAAAUGGCCGAAAAUAUGGCAGAAGAAACGAAGGCAGCUGAGGAUACUGCUGAGGAUAUCCCCAGCGUUGUUACGGAAAGCUCUCCAAAAGAUGUGUCUGGUAACAGCGAAGAGGGAAAUAAGGAAGAAACUGACAGCAGUUCAAUUAAAGACACCGAGGAUGAAAAAAGAGAUGCUGAAGUUGAGAAAGAGAAUGAACAGAAACAAGAGAGUGGUGAAGAGAAAUCAUCUACGACUGGGAUGGAACAAGCAGAGGAAAGUUCAGCCGAAAGAGAUAGUCAAGGACAAAAUGAGCAAUCGUCUGUUGUAUUAGACCAAAAACCUUUUAAAGAAAAUGUGGAAUCAUACACCAGUUCAGCUGGUGAUAUUGAACCUAUCAGGUACUCUGUGCUCGUGUGAAUGAUGCUUAAUUUUGUUGUACAUAAUAAAUUAUUGCAUGGUGGAUGGGAGGUGGUGGUGGGGGGUGGGGUGCUAUUUUCACCGAUAGACCACUAUUUUCCACUAUUUCCUUUACCUAUACUUUUAUAUAUCAAUGAAAUGAUAUGAAAAUGUUCAAAACCGAAGUAGAACCACCUACCAUAGAUGUCUUGAGUAGUUUAUCUUUAAUGUUUUGAACAUUUUAAAGUACAACCACCAACCAUUUAUUUGUGACGUUAAAAAAUGUUUACAUAAACAGAAUAUAUUGAAGUAGAUCAGGCUAGGUGAAGUCAUCUUAUAUUUAAGCUGUUGAUUAAUAAGCAUGCAAGAAUUUAGGCUUCCUUCUGAUGAAAAGUUACCGCAUACAUUAUCAACAGUUUGCGGCCUGUCCCAUUCGAAUGCUGUAACUUUUUAAAAAUAUUUUUGUUGUACAGCUCAACACAGAAGCCAGCUAAAGAGACUUCUUCUUCCAGUGGGGGCUGGGGAUGGGGAGGAUGGGCUUCAGUACUGUCCCAAGCUACAGCCUCUGUGACGUCAGGUCUGUCUUCCGUUAUUGAGACAGUAGAGACCUCAUUAGGUGUUCCUGACCCUGAAGAAAUGGCACGUAAGGUACGGGAAGAAGAACAAGCAGUGAAAGAGAAAGCAUUGGAGAAAAGAAAAGAGGAUGAAAGCCUUGUGGAAAGCAACAAUGAAAAUGUAAAUAAAGAUGUUGCAUCAGGUUGGUAUAGACAAAAUAAUGUGAAUGAAAAAAAUAUAUUUGACUGAAGUUGAGUGCAAGACAUUCUCAUUAGCAGCAGUCCAUUGGGAAGCAAAAUAAAAACCUAUGCUGAAACAAAGAAUAAUCUGUUUCCCCCUUAAUUUUUAGCAUUUAGCCAUGCUAGCUACAAAGGUUAUCUUCUUACUAUUUGAAAUACUGUAAAAUUUGGAGUCCUGUAGUGUCCUAUUUUUUGACCGCUUGCUGGAAUACAUUCAUGGUGUUUUGUGUUGUUGUUUUUUUGGGUAUAAGAUCUGUUUUCAUUUUCUUUUAGUAGCAAGCAGGGACUGCCAUCUGAAACCACUUGCUCUUUCACAGGGCAACUGAGAAGGAGUUUGUUCCCAGCUAGUAGACUGGUUACUAUACCUACAUGCAUCUCUCUAGUCGGCAAUAUCUUCUAGAAGUAGUUGUCGUCAGUAAAAUGUAUUUUCUUUUUUUUUUAAGCAGCUGGUGAAUCGUUCUUUUCUGCAUUUGGUGUAUCAAGUUUAACAAGUGUAGUGCAGAACACUGGGAAAGAUUUAAUGUCAGGUGGACUUGAUGCCUUAGAGUUUAUUGGUAAAAAGACAAUGGAUGUUCUUGCUGAAGGAGAUCCUGGAUUGAGACAAAAAAGAGAAAAACUUACAGGCAAAGGAGCAUCCCUGUCCCAGGUAUCACUUUUUCUAUUUUACCAGCAAUUAUGUGAAACACUUAGUUUCACAGAGAGUUAUUUUUAUUUUUUGAUUGCAAGAACAUAUUUAGAAUUUAACGUUUAAUGCAUUCAUGUUUUAAAAGAAUAAGAAUGAAGAAAUAAGUUAAAUAUAACAACAAAAACAGUUGGCUUUGUUGGCUGAAUUGCAUUCUACUUGGAGACUGAUCUUUUGAAUGCAAGCCCUCUGAACCAAUAGUUAUCGACUCACUAGGUAGACGUUUUAAGACAAAUUCUCAUUAGUAAAGGACCCUUACAUAGAUUUUUGAUGAAACUUGGUUGACUGAUGUGACAAGUUAAAAUGUAGUAAAAAGUGGGGAUCUCUCUGCUCAUUUUCAUGGUACAAUGCGAGAAUUUCUUUGUCUCUUAUAAAUAAUAUGAAACAAAGGAAAUUCUGUAUCAAACUGGGGUGCUGUACUGAAUUAACCUGAGAAUGGGUUUAACCUUAAUUUUUCCUAAAUUUUGACCAUCUUAUAUGUGAUCUCAGAUUUUAAAGGAGGCAAGGGAAGAGUCAGAACAAAAAGCGGCAGCAUCUGAAGGGGGACCUGAGAAGACCACGCCCACUGUGGACCUGUUGAGUGAGUUUGACAAGUUCCAAGGACUUGCUCAUUUGGAAGCACUAGAGAUGUUGUCACGUGACAGUGAGGUUAAGGUGAGUUCCUCAAAUUCCACGUCGAAAGAACUGGUUGGCAAGAAUGAUACGUCAGAAAAACCUCUGGCUAUUUCAGCGCGCGAUAAGAAUUCGGAAACAACAGAACUAGAUAAGGAGGUCCCUAAAAUGGCCGAAAACAUGGCAGAAGAAACGAAGGCAGCUGAGGAUACUGCUGAGGAUAUCUCCAGCGUUGUUACGGAAAGCUCUCCAAAAGAUGUGUCUGGUAACAGCGAAGAGGGAAAUAAGGAAGAAACUGACAGCAGUUCAAUUAAAGACACCGAGGAUGAAAAAAGAGAUGCUGAAAUUGAGAAAGAGAAUGAACAGAAACAAGAGAGUGGUGAAGAGAAAUCAUCUACGACUGGGGUGGAACAGGCAGAGGAAAGUUCAGCCGAAAGAGAUAGUCAAGGACAAAAUGAGCAAUCGUCUGUUGUAUUAGACCAAAAACCUUUCAAAGAAAAUGUGGAAUCAUACACCAGUUCAGCCAGUGAUAUUGAACCUAUCAGGUACUCUGUGCUCGUGUGAAUGAUGCUUAACUUUGUAGUACAUCAUAAAUUAUUGCAUGGUGGAUGGGUGGUGGUGGUGGGGGGUGGGGUGCUAUUUUCACCAAAAGACCACUAUUUUCCACUAUUUCCUUUACCUAUACUUUUAUAUAUCAAUGAAAUGAUAUCAAAAUGUUCAAAACAGAAGUAGAACCACCUGCCAUAGAUGUCUUGAGUAGUUUAUCUUCAAUGUUUUGAACAUUGUAAAGUACAACAACCAACCAUUAUUUUAUUUGCCACGUUAAAAAAUGUUUACAAAAACAGAAGAACUUGAAGUAGAUCAGGCAAGGUGAAGUCAUCUUAUAUUUAAGCUGUUGACUAAUAAGCAUACAAGAAUUUAGGCAUCCUUCUGGCCCCGGUUGUUCGAAAGCUGGAUAGCGCUAUCCACCGGAUAAAUCUCUAUCCAGAGGAUAAGUAUUAGGGAAACCGAUUGCACUAUCCAUUGGAUAGAGAUUUAUCCGCUGGAUAGCGCUAUCCAGCCUUUGAACAACCGAGGCCUGAUGAAAAGUUACUGCAUACAUCACCAACAAUUUGCAGUCUGUCCCAUUCGAAUGCUGUAACUUUAUAAUUAAAUAUUUUUGUUGUACAGCUCAACACAGAAGCCAGCUAAAGUGACUUCUUCUUCCAGUGGGGGCUGGGGAUGGGGAGGAUGGGCUUCAGUACUGUCCCAAGCCACAGCCUCUGUAACAUCAGGUCUGUCUUCCGUUAUUGAGACAGUAGAGACCUCGUUAGGUGUUCCUGACCCUGAAGAAAUGGCACGUAAAGUAAGGGAGGAAGAACAAGCAGUGAAAGAGAAAGCACUGGAGAAAAGAAAAGAGGAUGAAAGCCUUGUGGAAAGUAACAAUGAAAAUGUGAAUAAAGAUGCUGCAUCAGGUGGGUAUAGACAAAAAUUAAUAACGUGAAUGAAAAAAAUAUAUUUGACUGAAGUUUAGUGCAAGACAUUCUCAUUAACAGCAGUCCAUUGGAAGCAAAAUAAAAACCUAUGCUGAAACAAAGAAUAAUUUGUUUUCCCCUUAAUUUUUAGCAUUUAGCCAUACCAGCUACAAAGGUUAUCUUCUUACUAUUUAAAAUACUGUUAUAUUUGGAGUCCUGCAGUGUCCUAUUUUUUGACCACUUGCUGGAAUACAUUCAUGGUGUUUUGUGUUGUUAAUUUUUGGGUAUAAGAUCUGUUUUCAUUUGCUUUUAGUAGCAAGCAGGGACUGCCAUCUGAAACCACUUGCUCUUUCACAGGGCAACUGGGAAGGAGUUUGUUCCCAGCUAGUAAACUGGUUACUAUACCUACAUGCAUCUCUCUAGUCGGCAAUUUCUUCUAGAAUUAGUUGUUGUCAGUAAAAUGUAUUUUCUGUUUUUUUAAGCAGCUGGUGAAUCGUUCUUUUCUGCAUUUGGUGUAUCAAGUUUAACAAGUGUAGUGCAGAAUACUGGGAAAGAGUUAAUGUCAGGUGGACUUGAUGCCUUAGAGUUUAUUGGUAAAAAGACAAUGGAUGUUCUUGCUGAAGGAGAUCCUGGAUUGAGACAAAAAAGGGAAAAACUUACAGGCAAAGGAGCAUCCCUGUCCCAGGUAUCACGCAUUCUAUUUUACCAGCAAUCAUACGUAACACUUAGUUUUGCAGAGAGCUAUUUUUAUUUUUUGAUCGCAAGAACAUAUUUGGAAUUUAAUGUUUAAUGCAUUCAUGUUUUAAAAGAAUAAGAAUGAAGAAAUAAAUUAAAUAUAACAACAAAAACAGUUGGUUUUAUUGGCUGAAUUGCAUUCAACUUGGAGACUUAUCUUUUGAAUGCAGGCCCUCUGAACCAAUAGUUAUCAACUCACUAGGUAAACAUUUAAAGACAAAUUCUCAUUAGUAAAGGACCCUUACAUAGAUUUUUGAUGAAACUUGGUUGACUGAUGUGACAAGUUAAAAUGUAGUAAAAAGUGGGGAUCUCUCUGCUCAUUUUCAUGGUACAAUGCUAGAAUUUCUUUGUCUCUUAUAAAUAAUAAUAUGAAACAAAGGAAAUUCUGUAUCAAACUGGGGUGCUGUACUGAAUUAACCUGAGAAUGGAUUUAACCUUAAUUUUUCCUAAAUUUUCACCAUCUUAUAUGUGAUCUCAGAUUUUAAAGGAGGCAAGGGAAGAGUCAGAACAAAAAGCAGCAGCAUCUGAAGGGGGACCUGAGAAGACCACGCCCACUGUGGACCUGUUGAGUGAGUUUGACAAGUUCCAAGGACUUGCUCAUUUGGAAGCACUAGAGAUGUUGUCACGUGACAGUGAGGUUAAGGUGAGNAAUAAGUUAAAUAUAACAACAAAAACAGUUGGCUUUGUUGGCUGAAUUGCAUUCUACUUGGAGACUGAUCUUUUGAAUGCAAGCCCUCUGAACCAAUAGUUAUCGACUCACUAGGUAGACGUUUUAAGACAAAUUCUCAUUAGUAAAGGACCCUUACAUAGAUUUUUGAUGAAACUUGGUUGACUGAUGUGACAAGUUAAAAUGUAGUAAAAAGUGGGGAUCUCUCUGCUCAUUUUCAUGGUACAAUGCGAGAAUUUCUUUGUCUCUUAUUAAUAAUAUGAAACAAAGGAAAUUCUGUAUCAAACUGGGGUGCUGUACUGAAUUAACCUGAGAAUGGGUUUAACCUUAAUUUUUCCUAAAUUUUGACCAUCUUAUAUGUGAUCUCAGAUUUUAAAGGAGGCAAGGGAAGAGUCAGAACAAAAAGCGGCAGCAUCUGAAGGGGGACCUGAGAAGACCACGCCCACUGUGGACCUGUUGAGUGAGUUUGACAAGUUCCAAGGACUUGCUCAUUUGGAAGCACUAGAGAUGUUGUCACGUGACAGUGAGGUUAAGGUGAGUGCGUUAGAAUAUCAUAAAAGUUAGCUUGAUUGACAGAUGCACAAAGACGAAGAGGGGUGGGGAUGACGGCAAGGAGCACUCAAAAGGGGAGGACCAGGAAGUUUUUUUGGUCCUAUCUCUUCACCGACGACCAAUAGGCAACAUUCGAUACAUUAAAAUUCAGCAUGAUAGCAAGUUUUAGAGGGCACAAUCAAAGAAAAUGAAUAAACCUUUGUUUGUAUCCUCUAAGACUCGCUAUUAUGCUGAAUUUUGAUAUGUCGAAAGUGGCCUAUUCUCAUUACCCCUUAUCUUCUAUGUUCUCUUGUAAGACCUGCCACUCACUGUACUUCCACUCAUAGCAAAAACAGAUAAGGUGAUAAGCCAAUUAGACAAUAAUUAUUGGAAUGCCCAGCACACAUAAGUGGGGUAACUUGGGCGAGCAAAUAUUGGCAAUGGACUUUUGACUAGUCGAAUAAGGACAGUAAGUGGGGCAAGUUUUCUUAACCACUCACAAAGGAUGAUAACGCUUAAGUCAAACUUAUGUGCAUUUUAUAAGACAACUGUAACAAGGUCAUUGUGUUUUGUUGUCAGCUGGAGUCUCACAUCAUCGAUUUAACAGAGGAGGAACUUGCUGCAGUCAAACCCCUGCUACGAGCUGUGGAGGAAGUAUUUCACAUUGACGAAAACGAUGGUGAUGAUGAUCUCACUGAGGGAGAAUUCAAAUCUGAAGUUGUAGAAAACGUCAAGUCCCUCAAUUUACCUUUUUCAGCAGACAAAAUAUUAGCCUGUCAGGAAAAAGCUCGAGCAUGGAUAACAACAUGUGUACAGGAACAAGACAGCACACCUGGAAGCAAAGAAGGACUGGAAAUCUAUAGUGAAGCAGUGUCCAGUAUGGCGGAACUUACAGCACGCUCUGUUGAACUGUUUCAUAAGUUUACUGAACUUUUACUUCAUAAAGUAGAACAGCCCGCACAAACAUCCUCUUUAGUGCGGGCACAGUGCAUGCGUAGGAUGACAGAGACAGUUCUGGAGGAGAUUUCUGCACAGGCUACACACUUUGCUGGUUGUUUGAAUACCGCUGCUGAUGACUCAGAUAACCCAGACUCAGUAAAUUCAUUGAUAACGACUUUGUAUCUUGAUUCAUCCACUAGUGCAGACUAUCUGCGGAACUCUCUCAAACUUCUGCGACCAGUAUUGCAGCUUUCAUCACUAAAUGAGAAGGAUGCGUCGUGAUAAAUUAUAUAGAUGGCUCUAAUACUACGGAACCACGCCCUUAAGUAAAACUAACCUUUCCAGCUCUAGCGCAUUUUUUCUGUAUCAUGAUAAAGCUAACCUUCUCCUUUUCGCGGCUGUCAUGAUCUAGUUAGUUGAUUGCUAAAACUCACUUGUGUGGGAUAUUGUGAAAGGUGUAUGAACGAAUGGGCUGGUGGAGGGUAACAUGGAUGGCAAGAGGAUGAAAUAUCAAGCUCAAUAAAG
Molecule: messenger RNA, 7655 nt
Organism: Porites evermanni
Lineage: Eukaryota; Metazoa; Cnidaria; Anthozoa; Scleractinia; Poritidae
Source: the annotation of a GenBank genome assembly